Messenger RNA from Lichtheimia ornata, 522 nucleotides. RefSeq lists its product as uncharacterized. NCBI's taxonomy places the organism in Eukaryota, Fungi, Mucoromycota, Mucoromycetes, Mucorales, Lichtheimiaceae. The transcript has 5 exons. Gene Ontology annotation, molecular function: protein binding. The record is from RefSeq and is a predicted model, not a curated record. The coding region runs from base 1 to 522 and encodes 173 amino acids.
AUGAAUAGUAAUACCGAGGAGACCUUCAAAAAGGGUGUCGAUUACCGCCUUGCUGGCAAUGAGGCAUUCAAAAAGGCUGACUAUCCUGAAGCACUGAAGAAUUACCAUCACGCCUUGCUUCAUUUACGUACAUUGGGUGGUACCAAUCCUCCUGCCGAGCUCAAGAAGAAUACCGAUGAGGAAUUAGUCAAGAUUUACAACAACAUGACUGCUGUUCUCGCAAAGCAGGAUAAAUGGGAACGUGUCCUUAAGAAUGCUACCGAGGCCAACAAGAUUGAUGAGAGCAAUAUCAAAGCCAAAUUUCGUAUGGGACAAGCAUAUGGUCGACUUGGCGACACUGAAAAAGCUAUCGAGCUUUUGACUGAAGUGAAAAAAAAGAAUCCUACAGAUGAAUUGGUGAAGCAAGAGUUAGCGAAGAUCAAACAAGAAGAUAAGAAGGGUCAGGAUCAAGUCAAGUCUACCUAUUGGGGAAUGUUUGAUCGGAAGCCGUCAGGAUCAUCUUCCAAGCAGGCCAACGCUUAG